GUCGAUCUCGGGCUUGUGAUUGGCUGAGCUGCGUUUCUCUCUCAGACGCUCCACGGUUUAUGAAGAUGGUCUUGUUGCUGUUCAGGAAUGGGGUUGCAAACAAUACGUAAGCACAACGGUGUGACAAGGAACACUAGCAAUCAUUUCCCAGCAAAUACAUACAUCACAAUACUACACUUCACUUGAUCAGUAUCAUAAUAUUGUCAAGGUAGUACUGUAUCUUCAAUCCAAGAUCAAAGGUCAAUGCAUUCUAUUAGAAGUGGUGGUCUGGCACUAUGGCUGAAACUUUCCUAGAAGCGAAGGAUGCCAAAUCCCUCCUCAAGCGUCUGCCGAGGGCUAACGGCUUCCUGGAAGAGUUCUGUCAGGGCAACAUUGAGCGCGAGUGCAACGAAGAGAUCUGCAGCUACGAAGAGGCCAGGGAGGUCUUUGAGAACCAGGAGAUGACGAUGGAGUUCUGGAAGACCUACUACACAGUGAGCACCAACCUUGACCCGCAGACUGAGCGCUCUGACGCCAUGUACAUGGUGGUGCCCCUGUUGGGCGUGGGCUUGCUCAUCAUCAUUGCGCUCUUCAUCAUCUGGAGGUGCCAGCUUCAGAAAGCCACACGUCGCCGUCCUGCUUACUCCCAGAACCGCUACCUCACCAACCGGACCUCCCGCAGCCUGCCCCGCAUCCUGGUGCACCGGGAGCCCUCACACACAACCACAGAACUGCCUCACCACGAGCCCAGCGCCAGGGCAGGGGCAGCUAGCAGCGGGCACGCCAACCGGACACUGUAUGUUCAGGACACUUCUGUUUCUGUUGCCUCCCGGCUCUCCAGCGCCACACCACCCCCUUCUUACGAGGAAGUCAUCGGACAUGUGGAGAGCAGCAGUGACGAAAACAGCGCCCCCUACAGUGACCCUCCACCUAAGUAUGAGGAGAUUGUAAGACAGAAGUGACCAGACCCCCAUCACCCCCCCCCCCCCCCCCUUUUUAGGAAAAUACGAAACCGGACGCCUUUGCCUUAACUUGAAUUGUUAAAAAACAAUAGAAAGAAAGAGCACAACAACAGAAGCUUUCUAUAAUAUAUAGAAUAGAGAAGGGGGUAUAUGGAGAAUGUCUUCAAUUAGAGCAAAGCAAUAGGAGUCUGGUUUCAGGAAAGUCCUUUCUAAUGACCGUGACCCCUAGAAAUUCCCUGUGAUCUCUGACAUUUAGGGUGGUGAACCUCUGGAGUAGUGAUUGGUUAUUGAGAUUGGAAUGUAUUCAAACAGCUUUCAUGAUUAGCUGAACAACAGUGAAGCCGCAGGAUCUCUGUGCUUUUAAUGUUUCCUUACUCCUACAAUUGCUAGGAGUGUUAAGAAAGAACAUUGCAAGGAUCUAUUCAGGCAGAACAGAACUUCUGUAAAACCUUGAGUGAUGGGAGAGCCAGGAGAGUGUGCCAAGAUUAUAGCUGAGGGAGACCAGGUACUGCGAGCUGUUGAAUGAAGGUCUGUAUUCGGCCCUGCAGUCCAAAGGUCUCUGUGAACUCUCUGUGCAGAGGCCUUUCCACACUGUACAGAAUGUUAAAGGAGGAUUACUGAUGAAAGUCUCCAGCUGAAAAUUCUGUUAUGGAAUGGACCGAUGAAAAUUCUCAAACACCUGAUGCCUUUCAAUGAGACUGCAUUCUUGAGAAUUUGUCAAAUUUAAAAUAAGAGAUAUACAUAAAUACUUGUGAAUCAGCAAUCAUUUAGUUGACCUGCUACUGUAUCAGUGGUAGGUUUAGAGGUGGGUGGGUGAGUGGGUAAGGCUAUGUUUUUAAAAGUGUUCUAAAAUUGAAUGUUUUGGUGUUCUAAAGCACAGCUGCACUGCCAUUGAUCACUGUAUUCAAUCAGGGUUAGAACUGAACAGGUGACCCUUUAGAGUCCGGUUUAAUGGAAAGAGGAUGCGAGUAAAUGUUUGACUGAGCAUAGUGGGAGGAACUAGCAGUCUUGAGUUUUUGUUAUAACCUGGACAAUAAUAUUCUUUCUUCACUGCGUUCGCAUUAACAGAUCUACAGUAGCCAACUCCACCGAAAUGGUUUGUGCAAUACCUUUUUAUCCAGUAAAUAAAAUUGUUUUAAAUUAGUUCAAUUCUAAAUGUUUUAGGAAAAAACAACCUAAAGUGUGGAUAAUUUCACUUACAGUAUUACAGUUUUUGCUCCCAUAAACAAAUGCUAAGCACACAGGAGUUCUGUAAUGUGUUUGAAAUUCCCCAGUUCUGUUCUAGCCCUGAUGGUGUUCUUACAGAGACACGCUGUUUUGAGUGCAGGUGGACAGGAUUGAAAGACUGAAGCCUGCAGGCUGUUUGCUUCCCAGCUGGAGUAGUAACAGGUUGCCAGCCCUUGAUCUGUCGGCCUCUGUGGACCUGCACUCAAGUUCUGGUUAACUUUACAGCACACACGCAUGAAACGGAUAAGGAUAUCCUAGCUUUUCUUUUUCUCUCUUUCUUGUGUAUGGUGAAUGGAAGGCUCUCAUACCUUUAUAAAUAUGUGCUUUCUGUUUUCCUUUUUUUUUCUUUAGAUAAUACAGAUGCAUUCCAAGCAAAUGUACACUAGAGGGGCGCUAUGCAGAGUACUAUCAUUGUUUUUUCCAGCCUUACUUGUGACCUGUUUACUGAAACUCCUUAACCCCUUGAAUGUGAGUGUAACGUUGGGUCUGUACCUCCCUGCUGAAAUGUUACCUAAGAAAUUGUCUUUUUUUUAUAUUUAUUUACUGUCCACCCACAGUAGCCAUGGGGAACUAAUAGUUUUCUCUGUAGCAAAAGUUAUAUCAAUAAAGUUAAACUGAAACGUAUAAAUGUAUUAGACGAGGGUCAAAACAGCCUUGUGUCAAAAACUGUUUUAAAACUGAAAAAAAGGCUUAAAAUAUUUGCAUUUGUUUUUUCACAACUAGUAAAAACCAAUUUCAUUGUAAACGAAAUGAUGUGAGCAAGUAAAACUGUCUCUCGUAAAUAUAAUUAAUAUCUAUAUAUUGGUGUCCAAGCCUGCUAGAUUCAUUUUGUUAAAGGAAGUCCAUUUUCAUUAUUAUUAUUUUUAAACACAGUUCUUGAUAGGGUGUACUUCAAAUGUAAUGUAACUUUUCUGGGGCUGUCCAGUCUCCUAAUGUACAGUGUGUGUAUAGUAACAUUUGCUAUGCAUGUUGGUGUUUUAGGUAGUUGAUGUCUGAUGUAAAGAAGCACAUACAAUGUUUAACUCUUAACUUGCCAUGCGGUUUGUCUUCCAGCUCCAGUACUUUUCUAUGUCAGGGGCACAAAAGAAUACUUUUUACUUCAGACAAUAAAAAAAAAUGAAUAAAAAAGCAGAUGGUUGCUCAGCAAACCAGAACAUAUCUAGUAAUUCCUGAACUCAAGCCUUGUUUGGUUUCCUUUCAAAGAUUUAGUUUCUGGACGGUGACACAAAAAGAGUUAAAUAUUGGUUACCUGCUUUUGGAUGGUUUGGAUCACUUGCCACUUCAUGUUUAAUGCUUGGGAGUGUAUAAGUUACAAGUGGGUGCUGUUUUGUAACUGGGCGGCCAGAACAAAAUAAUCACCAAGACAGCAGGAAUAUUAUCGGCUUCCUCCUGCAUUAAAGGGACCCUAUCUUGGGUUGUUAUUUGUUAUUAUAUUGUCUUUCAUUGUGUAUCAUAUAACAUAUAGAAGUUGUGCUUGUUGCACCUGUUUGCAGUUUUAAAAAAAAAAAAAAUUAUGCCCUCUUUACAUAAAUCAGUUUUAAAGGUAAAGUUAUCUGUGUUAUAACUGGAUUGCAUUAUUUGUAGGAGUAAUCCCGGGAUAACCACAUAGAAGUGGCUGAUGGAAUCCGGGGUGAUUUCCCAGGUGCAGUCCAGCUAUUUGUGGCUUAUCCUGCAGGGUAUAGGUUGAUCAGAUCAACCCCGAAGGCUCAACCGAAGAGAAUACUAGCAUCAACUGUGACUCCUACAACACUGUUUAAUCUCUAAUUUUGCCACCCAGAAUUGCUAAAUUGCAGUUGUUGAACCUUUGCUCCCUUGUGUAUAAUGAGCUUCCAGUAAGCUUUGGAGAGGUGGGGGGAGGGGGGGUGGUGAUGUUGUCCCUCUUAUUACAGAUCAUAAAAAUGUUGCUAUAUGUUUUUUAGCACGUAAAGGGGCUUCCCAAUGGUACUGCAGGAAGUGCUUACAAACUCCCUCAUUUGAAAUGCUUUAAUUCAGUCAUUGCACAUACCAGAUUGAAUGCAAGUGAGAGGAGGGACAUUCUUUACAUUUGAUUUGUGUUCUUAUUUGAUAUUCAAUGUGUUUUGGAAUGUGUUAUGCUAAGCAAGUAUUAAAGCUGAUUUUCCAACAGGGCUUAAACAUUUUGGGGGGCUUGGGUGUUUCUUGUUUAUUGACCCGGGCUUAUCCAAAUCUAAUUCCCUAUUUACAGAGGGAAGCGGCAUGUGCAGUCCAUUAAAACACUUCAAUCUCAGUCCACAAUGCAAUUCUCAUCUGCAAAUUAGAAGGUAUUUUGCUACUUCUUAACACUGCUUAAGAGCAGAAAAUGUUUACAAACCAUAUUGAGUGCCAUGUUAAAAACAAAACAACAAAAUAAAAAGUAAACCAAAAAGUAGAAAAUGGAACCAAAAAAUGUACAAAUGGGUGUAAGAAAUCUAGCAAGACCGAAGGAAUAUUUUUGUAAAAUUAAACAAUACCAUUCAAGACAUUGCUUUUUAAUGAUCAUACAGGUUUAUAAACAUACCUACGUACAAUAUAUAUGGUGAAAGUGUUUUCAUGGACUGAUGUAAUUUGUGUCUCCAGUCUGCCCAGGGUCAGUGUAUGUUGGCUGUGUUGCAGACCAGUACUUCUGCUGAUGUGUUACAUAACAGCCUAGAGAGGAAAUGAUCGUUUUUGCAUUUAUCAUCUACUUCAUGACACAAUGGACAAGAGGUGCCAAAUUAUUGCUUUGUGAAAGCACAUAUUAAAAAAAAAUGUUAAUUGAAAAAGAA
Molecule: messenger RNA, 4930 nt
Organism: Acipenser ruthenus (sterlet)
Lineage: Eukaryota; Metazoa; Chordata; Actinopteri; Acipenseriformes; Acipenseridae
Product: transmembrane gamma-carboxyglutamic acid protein 3-like
Exons: 5
Coding region: 276-941 (221 amino acids)
Cellular component (GO): extracellular region
Molecular function (GO): calcium ion binding
Source: RefSeq, a predicted model, not a curated record